Juglans microcarpa x Juglans regia is the source of this 2354-nucleotide messenger RNA. RefSeq names its product probable DNA helicase MCM9. The record is from RefSeq and is a predicted model, not a curated record. Gene Ontology annotation, molecular function: ATP hydrolysis activity; single-stranded DNA helicase activity; ATP binding. The transcript has 20 exons. Lineage: Eukaryota; Viridiplantae; Streptophyta; Magnoliopsida; Fagales; Juglandaceae. The coding region runs from base 49 to 2046 and encodes 665 amino acids. Gene Ontology annotation, cellular component: nucleus; MCM complex. Gene Ontology annotation, biological process: double-strand break repair via homologous recombination; DNA replication.
AUAAUUUCCCGCCCAAAUCCAGCUCGGUUUUCCUCGUCUCUCGCUGCCAUGGCCGAACCUUCCCCUCCCGUCAAAUCAAUGGCGGCCUUCCUCCUUCGUCGCCACUCCGACCAGCUCCGCUCCAUCUCUCUCUCCCCAGACCCCAAACUUCAUUACCCUCUCUACGUCGAUUUUGCGGAGCUAAUGGAGGACGACCCGCAGCUCGCGCAAUCGGUCUUCUCCCAACCGACCCAGCACUUGCGUUCUUUUGACGAUGCGGCUUUUUGGGCUCAUAAAAUUGUAUUGGGAGAUUUGAAAGGUUGCAAUAGCGGGAUCGAAAAGAAGUUCAUUCAUGUUCGUAUAAAUGUUAGCGGUUCCCCGCUCGAGUGUCCUGAGACUUUUCCGAGGAUAGGAAAUCUCCGAGUGAAGCAUCGUGGGAUUCUUCUCACUCUCAAAGGGACGGUGAUCCGGUCUGGAGCAAUCAAAAUGUAUGAAGGGGAGAGAUGGUACACGUGCCAGAAAUGCAAGCACAAGUUUCUAGUUUAUCCUGAACUUGAGGCUAGAAACUCAGUAUCACUACCAUCAUUUUGCCCUUCUCAGGGGCAGAGGUCUAAACCCUGUGAAGGCACGAAGUUCAAGGAAUUAGAAGAUUCUAUAAUAUGCCACGAUUAUCAGGAAAUCAAAAUUCAAGAAAACACCCAGGUGUUGGGUGUUGGAGCCAUUCCACGUUCAGUUCCUAUCAUAUUGAAGGACGAUCUUGUUGAUCUUGUUAAAGCUGGAGAUGAUGCGGUUGUUACUGGGGUCUUAACGGCAAAGUGGUCUCCAGACUUAAAAGACGUACGCUGCGACCUUGAUCCUGUCCUAAUUGCUAAUAAUGUGAGGAGAACCAAUGAGUUGAAGUCAGACAUUGAUAUACCUGAUGAUGUUAUAAUGAAAUUCAAGCAGUUCUGGUCAGAUUUCAAAGACACCCCAUUAAAAGGUAGAAAUGCCAUACUCCAAGGUAUCUGCCCACAGAUUUUUGGACUCUUUACUGUGAAGCUUGCAGUUGCAUUAACACUUAUUGGAGGUGUGCAACAUGUUGAUGCUUCUGGGACAAAGGUCCGAGGAGAGUCUCAUUUGCUUCUGGUUGGUGAUCCAGGUACUGGGAAGUCUCAGUUCUUAAAAUUUGCUGCAAAAUUGAGCAACCGAUCUGUUAUCACUACUGGUUUAGGAAGUACUAGUGCUGGAUUGACUGUCACUGCCGUCAAAGAUGGAGGAGAGUGGAUGUUGGAAGCUGGGGCACUUGUUCUUGCAGAUGGUGGGAUUUGUUGUAUAGAUGAAUUUGAUAGUAUGAGAGAACAUGACAGGUCAACCAUACAUGAGGCCAUGGAGCAGCAGACCAUAAGUGUUGCCAAGGCUGGUCUUGUGACGACUCUCAGCACUAGGACAAUUGUAUUUGGUGCAACAAAUCCCAAGGGACAGUACGAUCCUGAUCAAUCUCUGUCUGUCAAUACGACACUCUCUGGUCCCUUGCUGAGCAGAUUUGAUAUCGUACUUGUCCUCUUGGAUACAAAGAAUCCUGAAUGGGAUGCAGUUGUUUCGUCACACAUUCUUGCUGAGGGUGAAUCAGACAAAGGCAGACGUGACGAAGAUUUAGCAAGUAUCUGGCCACUUUCUAUGCUUCAGAGAUAUAUUCACUUUGUAAAAGGAUACUUCAGACCAGUCUUAACAAAGGAGGCAGAAAAAGUUAUUUCAAGCUAUUAUCAACUCCAAAGAAAAUCCGCAACUCAUAAUGCAGCUAGGACUACUGUGCGCAUGCUGGAGAGUUUGAUACGCCUAGCUCAAGCACAUGCAAGACUGAUGUUCCGAAAUGAGGUGACACGAUUAGAUGCGAUUACAGCAAUUUUAUGCAUUGAAGCAUCCAUGACUACCUCAGCUAUCGUGGAUAGUGUUGGAAAUGCUCUGCACUCAAAUUUUGCUGAAAACCCUGAUCAGGAAUAUACCAUGCAAGAAGGGCUGAUUCUUGAAAAGCUGAGAUCGAUAGACGAUUUUCCUGACAUAAAUAACAGGGGAGGUUCUUGCAGGUGAAAGACUCAAGGAAAGCAAGGCAUCCAUCCUGACCAAGUGGUUGUAGCCCAUCACCUCUGGACAUGGCUGUAUUUUUACCUUGUAAAUUCACCUUUCUUUACAACGGCCAAGUGUAGAGCAGAAGAUACUGCCUUACCACAGCCAGAGUUGUUGCUUGCACCUGUUAGACGUUCUACGAAUCGGAUCAUUCAUGUGGGUAGUAUUUGUGUCGACAUUUACUACUGUAGUGUGCAUGGUAGGAAUCCUCAGAUAUAUCAAAUACGGAUGUAUGUUGCACCAUUUUGGUCCCUCGAGCAUUUUGUAGCUCA